Messenger RNA from Venturia canescens, 2511 nucleotides. It is a transcript of the gene APC4, whose product is annotated as anaphase-promoting complex subunit 4. Gene Ontology annotation, cellular component: nuclear periphery; anaphase-promoting complex. Lineage: Eukaryota; Metazoa; Arthropoda; Insecta; Hymenoptera; Ichneumonidae. Gene Ontology annotation, molecular function: protein binding. The transcript is spliced from 7 exons. Gene Ontology annotation, biological process: protein K11-linked ubiquitination; anaphase-promoting complex-dependent catabolic process. The record is from RefSeq and is a predicted model, not a curated record. Bases 321 to 2495 code for a protein of 724 amino acids.
ACUUCGAUCAUUUUGCCUUAGUUAUUGAUAAUUCGUCACUAUACUGGAACAUUGAAACGAAUAAACAUUAUUUUGAAAAUUCCUAACGAAUCGUCAGGCGUAUAUGUAUAUUGAUAAACGUUUCUCCCCGACUUCGGUUCACGCAAGAGAGCGGGAGCGUAUUUAUUUUUAUACGAAAUUCCGAAGAAUCACCAAUUCAAUAUGGCUACCGGAAGUCCUCAGGGUCGAAGCUGCAAGAUAUCCGGUUAUGUGAAAACUAGUUUCGUAUAUUGUCGACAGGUCGCGUCGAUGUUGAAGAAGAGGGAGAACGGGAAUCGCGGAUGUCAGGAGCCAUGAGACAACUUGAGGAGCGUCAACUUCCUGCGGAAGUUACGAUUAUGCGAUGGUCACCGAAGAUGGACCUUCUCGCAAUUGCAAACAAAAAAGGUGAAGUAGCUCUCCACCGGUUAACCUGGCAACGAGUGUGGCUACUAAGCCCUCAGGAUGAAACGGAUGACACAGUGGCUAAUUUGGCCUGGAGGCCAGAUGGAAAACUUUUGGCUAUUUCAUAUACAAACUCUAAGAAUCUUUGUCUCAUUGACAUAGAAAAUAAAAAUAUCAUCCAUAAAAAACCACAUGAGUCCAGCGAAAAGGUCACUUGCAUGUCUUGGCUGCCCAUAGGAAAUUUAGACAACGAUAAUUCUGGUCAUCCUCUCAAAAGCAUGACUUCACCUACCGGAGAAUAUCUACCGUCUUUGCCCAGUCUUAAUCGAGGCUUUGGCCAAGAACCGGAUCGCAAAGAUUACCUCUUUCAGACUCUGGACAUGUUGUUUGUGGGUUUGGAAGAUUCAGGAAUAUCGAUGUACGUUUUCGGGAUGUUCUAUUGCGGAACAAUAAAAGUGGGGAAUGGUCCAGUUUCGGAAAUAAGCGGUGGUUCAGGUGGUCCAAUAUUAGCGAGUUGUCGAGAACAAAAUUGCAUAAAAGUUUAUCGACUUUCAUGUCCGUUGCUUGAGAGAAGUGGAGCGUUCCUGAAAAUUGCCCAAGUCCAAGCGAACAUCGAGUGUCUCAUGGAUUAUUUAUCUCACACAUUGAUGGCCAUAUCAGAAGCUUGGGAGACGAUACUUCUUGAAAUGGACGAGAAGCUUGCCCGCUACGCCGACAGCAACCCACCUUGUGCAAUGGCUGCUGAUUUUCUUGAAUUGCUAAUGAUUGGCAUUCCCACUCAAGAGUUGGAGAAUUUUCUACUGCGUGACCUCACUGAGAAAGGACUCAAAAAACUCGGACAUAGUAUUGAAAUGUGCUAUAGCAAUAUUCAGAAACUCGUACUGAAGCAUUUGAGCAGCGUUGGAAUGGCUCUUGUCUAUCAAUUGGGAGAAAUGCGAGGCAUGGCUCGGCUUGGUGGCCCUUACGAGAGUCUCGGUCUCAAGGAUGAAACACCCGUUACCAAAGGUUUGCACGCUGCUGAGGCUUUUCUCGCUAAAUCCUCCGAAAUUCAACAAGUCAUCGAUCACAGUAUGAGGGAUUACAAAGCAUUUUUCCGGUGGUUAUAUGUCGUCAUCGCAAGAUUAACAGACGAGAGAGUUCCCUCUGAGGCCAGUCGUGUGAGUCAACAGGAGUUGACAUUUAUAGCCGAUUUUCUUCGUGGUUUUGACAAAACGGAUAACACUGCAAGUGGACGUAAAGGCGUGAAUCUUGAAAAACUAUGUCAGUAUUUGAGACGAGAACCACUUCAAACGUGUUUAACAGCCGAAGGAAGUGAAUGGGCAGCACUAUUGACCGAAAAUAAAUGUCUACGCGAUCAUCCUUUGAUCGUCAAACAAGAUCUGGACUCGUCGCUUCUUCAAUCGCACGAAAAACUCGUCGGUGCCAUUAAAGACGUAUUUUCUGAAGCGUAUCAAAGCCUCGUCAGCCAUUUUUCAGUCACGUCAAUUGCACUUCCCUUGUCAAAAUCCUCUCAGGAUACACAAAUCGUAACUUCUGAUGAAAAUUUGUUAAUUGCUGCCAGUGAUCCUGAACGCAAAGCUCUCAAGCUUUUCAAAAUUGAAACAUCUUGUGUUGAGACUCGGACAUUGAGCUUUAAAAAAGCUCUCGUCAGCGUCGACGCGAGAAAUGCUUCCUUCACAGAAGUUGCGAACGACUUAACGAUUUCGGACUUACAAUUUUAUUCGCAAGGUUUUCUCAGUUUGUUGUUAGUAAACCGAACUAAUUACGCGUCAUACCUCGUACAAAUGCCGAUAAGUGAAACCAUUUUUGAGGUCGAAGACGAUAGUGCAGUGAGUUUAGGAGAAAUCGUUGGGACAUCGUGGCCUCGACCUUUUCAGGGAAUUUCCGCGAGACGUUUAGCCGUAAGUGGUGCUCGAAAAGUAGCUGCGAUUCUCAGCGAAUCUAGUCGCAAAAUAAGACUUCUUGAGACUGAAGUCGAACCGGAGGACGAGGAGGAUAAGGAUGAGGAUGACACGAUCGAUGAGAGCCUCAUGGAUACUUCUAAUUCCAAUGUGCCUGGUACAUCAUCCUGAAAUCUUGUAAAAUGAG